AUGACAAACAUUUCAAACAACAAGCUAGUGUUGAUGAACGAUGAUGUUUUUUCCCGCGUGUAUACUGCUGGUACAAAUGUGAAGAAAUUUACUCAACAACUGGGAAAGCAGAAGCAGAACUUGAAUGUUGUGAAAGUGAGCGAAUACGUGCUACGGCUCGUGGAAAGCCGUAAUCUGCCGUUGGAAGUGAAUGCCAAAAUAGUGUGCGGAAUGGGACGGAUUCUUCUGCAUCAUUUGCAGAACAUUCUGGCUGAGGUGUUGGCCAUCCAAAAGAGAUCUUCGCUGGACCAGCGUAUCGGAUACGGUGAAAAGAACGUAGUAAGAAAGCUGAAGGUACAGCUAGAGUGUAAAACCGGUGGAGGAAAAAAUCUUGCAGCUCCGCUGGAUUUGGAUCUAGAGUAUUUCGACAUGGAUAUGGACAUCCAGGAGCAAAUUACUGAAAAGGAGGUCAUCUAUUCGCUGUCGUGCAACAAUAACACCACGGUAAAAAACGUAGAAGACAUAACUAUGCGCGAUGAUAUGCGAUCGGAAUGCUACGGAACCCAACUUCAACUGACUGAUGAUAAUGAUUUUGGCGAAACUCUACCCUCAGAAAUGAUGGAUUUUCUCCAUUCCAAUGAUAAUGAUUUUGGCGAAACUUUACCCUCAGAAAUGAUGGAGUUUCUCCAUUCCAAUGAUAAAUUGGUUGAAGAUUCGGUUGCUCAGAUCCAGCCGGAACCGGCUACCUUAGACGAUAUGAUGGAUUUUGAUCAAUCGGUAGAUGCAGAUUUAGACAUGCCAAAUAACAGCAGCUAUAGACCAUUGCACGAGGCUGACAAUAAUGCUCAUAAUCCGCCUGCAGAGCCUGUAGUUGAAAAGCAGAAUACACUAAUAGAGGAGUGUAAGGUGGGACAAAAAAGGCGGUUGAUCAUCGACACUGUCAAGCAAAUUAGUAGUAAUUGUUUCUCCCGAACAAUGUUCAACCAGUCAUCAACAUGUCCUAAACGACAGGCUCCUAGCUUUCAAGAGCUACUAGCAGUACAUAGAUUGAACAGUCUAUUCACGAAACCAAUGCGCGAUUGCUGCAAUAGCUCUAAGUUCGAUCGCAAUAUCCAGUCGUCCAGGAAGCGCAGCAAAUGCUUCAGUAAUAAAUCCAUGGAACAGACUGGCCCCAAACAGCAGAAUGUAGCAGAUUUGCCACCAGAACAAUCUUGCGACGAUCCACAUUUUGUCUCACUUGGGCCUAUGAAGCCGUCAGAAAUGGAAAAUUUCCUAACGUCCUUCAACGGAAACCAAUCACAAUGGGAGUUGCUAAAAAGUUGCGAACCUUCGCCAAGCGAAGGGGUUAAGCAGAAAAAGAAUGAAGGCGUCGUCUCGCAAUACGCUGUUAAAACGCUGCUGGACGCUAUGUUUGCAGAGUCGACGGAAGAUUCCAUACCGUUUAAGUCACUGCAGGCCAAAAUGGGAAAUCGAUUGAUUGCUGUAUCGCUUUUCGCAAAGCUUCUAGAGCUUUCAAAGGAAAAGAUCAUUCGAGUGUCUACGAACGAGCAAGGAGCUCCUUUUAGUGUACAUAAGUACAUAAACUGGAUGUAA
Molecule: messenger RNA, 1572 nt
Organism: Anopheles marshallii
Lineage: Eukaryota; Metazoa; Arthropoda; Insecta; Diptera; Culicidae
Exons: 7
Coding region: 1-1572 (523 amino acids)
Source: RefSeq, a predicted model, not a curated record